Gregarina niphandrodes is the source of this 456-nucleotide messenger RNA. RefSeq names its product 40s ribosomal protein S13. Gene Ontology annotation, cellular component: nucleolus; cytosolic small ribosomal subunit; ribosome. Bases 1 to 456 code for a protein of 151 amino acids. Gene Ontology annotation, molecular function: structural constituent of ribosome; small ribosomal subunit rRNA binding. The transcript has a single exon. The record is from RefSeq and is a predicted model, not a curated record. Gene Ontology annotation, biological process: translation. NCBI's taxonomy places the organism in Eukaryota, Apicomplexa, Conoidasida, Eugregarinorida, Gregarinidae.
AUGGCUCGAAUGUACGGCAAGAAGAAGGGCAUUGCCCGGUCGGCGCUGCCUUAUGUCCGUGACGCCCCCACCUGGUCCAAGGUGACACCGGAGGAGGUUAUUACAUGUAUUGAGGCAUUGGCCAAGAAGGGUAUGACUCCUUCCCAAAUCGGUAUCGCUCUUCGAGACUCCCAGGCAGUGCCCCGUGUGAAGGCCAUCACUGGCACGUUGAUCACCCGCAUCCUGAGGAAAAGGGGCCUGGCCAAUGAAGUGCCCGAGGACCUCUACUUCCUCAUGAAAAAGGCUGUCAACAUGCGCAAGCAUCUCGAGAGAGCCCAUAGUGAUAUAUCCUGCAAGUAUCGCGUCGGCCUCACUGAAUCCAAGAUCCACAGACUUGCCCGCUAUUACAGAAGCAGACGCCGUCUUCCUGCCACCUGGAAGUACACUGCAGCCAAGGCCUCUGCCAUCGUCGCCUAA